Molecule: messenger RNA, 3112 nt
Organism: Mollisia scopiformis
Lineage: Eukaryota; Fungi; Ascomycota; Leotiomycetes; Helotiales; Mollisiaceae
Exons: 1
Coding region: 284-3112 (942 amino acids)
Source: RefSeq, a predicted model, not a curated record
AGUGAAUCAAGCCUUUUCUUCUUGCGUGUUUUCCUCCAGAUUUAGUGUCAUGCUUCAAUCUUCAAGUCAUACAGGGUCUAAAACAUCGCAAAUGGAGUUGUUGCACCUGUCAGGCUAUCAGUCAUGGCGUGGCUCAGCUGCAAUGCCCACUGCAAGGCUUUCGAUUCCUCUACCUUCCCUCGUUAUGGCCAACAUUUGAUCACACGACUGUCGAGUGUCCUUGACUAAAAUCUAAUUCUUAUUGUUCUUCGCAGGCAUCGUUUCGACCCCUUGAAUCGUCGUUAUGGAGGAGCAACCGCCAGAUGAGGAAUACCCCAGUAUGCAGAAGCCUCCACCAGCUAUGAAGGAGCAGCCUGCGUCUAUGGAAAUACAACCACCAUCGUCUCUACGAAUGCUGAUCCAUCUCGCAUCCUUGAAACUUCUGUUGGAUAGAGUGACUGCUAAGCUUCUAGGCCGCCUUGCCUGGUGUCUCCAACUCCAUAUCUCCAACUUUACAACCCUCACUCUGAUGGCUGACAAUCCCGUAUACAUCUUGUAUAUGAUCGCCUACCAGCUUGGACCUCUCUUGAAAGUCGAAUGGCUAUCAGAGGCCAAUCGCAAGAACUCAAAAGAAUUCCAAAAAGCCUUCUCAGAAGCUAUCGACUUCAUCAAGACAAUCCUGUUUUGGUUCGCCAUAACCCUCAUCUUACAUCGUCAUUCGUCUCCAUUGGCUAUGGUGCCUUUGAACCAGCUCAUAGACAGAACGUUUGAGAAUGAUACGUUCUUUUGGGGACAUAUCGCUAUCUUCAAGCUAUUGCCCAUGACCGAGUUCGGUACCGAUUUUGUGCUGCAAUCCUUUUUCCUUGUCCAGCGAUAUUUCCACAUUGCGUCUCGUGCAACCACGCCCCUGGCUAGACUACUGUUCUUCGAGUUUCUGGAUUGGAUCUGGCCAAAACGAUUCGACAUCUGUCGUCUGAUUGGACGAAUUCUCUACAAGAAUUUUGAGCGUUACGUGCUAGGCCAACUGCUUAUGUACGUGUUGAAUAAUAUCUGGAUCCUUAUUCGAGGCAAGGUGUUCUACAAGAUGCAAUAUUGGGGUACUCCCAGCCUUUGGUACACUAUGCUCACAACCUUUCAAGUUGCUAAGGGUAGUUUGCGUUCUUCUCGCUAUCGGACGAGGCGGCAACCUGAAGUCACCAUACUCGAGCCUUUCGAGUGCUCACCUAUUCGAGAAAAAGACACUAUCCGUCUCCUGCUCAUUCAUCCACGACAUCCCAAAGGACCAAUAAUAUGCAGUCUAUUUCAGACUCCGCUAUCCUCUGUUCCCCGUUACGAGGCCAUCUCAUAUCGUUGGGGUGACAAAAGAGCAGACAAGAGUAUUUCCGUCAAUGGACGUAUCGUCAUGGUGACUCCAAACGCUCUUGAGGUCCUGAAGAACCGAAGUUCUUUCUGGCAACCCAAAUUAGUUUGGCUCGAUUCCGUGUGUAUCAAUCAAGAUGAUCAAAUCGAAAAGGCCCUACAGAUUGAGCUCAUGGAAGACAUAUAUCGCAAAGCAUACAUUGUUUCUGCUGCUCUUCUAGUAGAUCCAAAUGCGCUGGAUUUCAAGGAAGAGGUUCGCAAAGUUCUGGGUGACUGGGUAGGAGAUCGAUGGACCAACAGGGCCACGAGUCCAGGUGUAAUCGAAUACCAGAACGAGAUGAUCAAACAUCAUAUGGUGUCAGGUGCGGCAGAUCUUCUGGACGAUCUUCGCAUCUCCAAUGUCAGAAAUAAGUCGAAUCAUUUUGCCUGGGUUAAAAUAUAUGGCCCGCAACGAUUUUCCUGGCGUGUCAAGGCUUUUCGACAGCUUCUGACGAACCCUUGGUUUGAACGGAUGUGGGUCGUGCAAGAGGUAGCACUACCGCCUUCACUGCGAAUCUUAUAUGGAGAUCUUGAGAUCGAAUGGACUCAUCUGGUAGACGCCAUUACUAUCAUUGGCGAAAACCCAAUGCUAAGUGGCCCAUUGCUAGAACAGGGAGAUUCUGUGGGCGCUCGAGUAGCACCACCAGCUGCUUGCACGACAAUCGGACGGAUGGACCGAAUUCGGCAAUCUGUUCAAAAGAAUGAAGAUCGAUCGCUUGGAGAACUGCUUGUUACCUGUCGACAUUUCAUUGCCCAAGAGCCUAAGGAUAAGCUCUUCGCAAUUCGUGGUAUGUGCUCUCGUCUCCCAAAAGGACUACUUAAGCCAACCGAAAGCACCAACAAAACGUGGGAAGAGGUCUAUAUCAAUGCAGCCGAAUGCCUAGUAUCUUCGGGCGAUGCGGCCAAGAUGCUCGCUGCUUCUGGUUCCAUCCCCGAAAAUGAUCUACAAUCCACUACAUCGCUGCCAUCGUGGGUUCCAAACUGGGCCAUCAUACAAGAAGGAUCGCCGCUAUCUUUCUGUAACGAAAAGAUGAAUUAUAAAGCAGGAGGACCCGGUCCAGUGCAGGCCCGAGUCGAAAGGAAGAGUCUCUUCGUACACGGUAUUCUCUUCGACGACAUAAUGGAGCUCGGUCCCAUCUGGAACGUCUCGCCAUUUCUAGCCGGUGAAUGGAACGCCUCAGACCUCAUCCUAGAAAAACCAGCUCUGUUCAAAGAGUCCUACGACCUAGUCAUCUGGUCCCCUUGGACCAAAGAACCUUACUCCGGCGUACCAAACCAAAGCUUGCGAGAAGCCUUCUGGCGGACCAUGAUAGGGAAUCGCAGUUUGAAGGAAAACCCUGCUCCGACCACCCUGGUGAGGGAAUUCGAGAUGUACGAGCGGUUCUGGGCGGAUAUUGCGAGGGAGCCGGAGAGGGUUAGAGGGAAUGUGGUGAUGGACAGGAGGGAACAGGAGGAAUUUGUGCAGAUGUCGGCGUAUUCGCAUCCGUUGAUUAGGUGUUGGGGUGGGAGACGCGUUUGUGUUACUCGGAAAGGGUUUAUUGGGGUAGUGCCGCCGGUGUCGAGGGUCGGCGACCAGGUGGUGGUUUUUGGGGGGAUGCAGACUCCUACUGUGGUCAGGGGGAGGGGAGAGGGUGGGUGGGAGGUUGUGGGGGAGUGUUAUGUGCAUGGAGUUAUGGAGGGGCAAGUUUGGGGAAUGGGGAUGGGGUUGGAGGGGAGGGAGUUUGAGUUGGUGUGA